GGCGUGCCCUUGAGGAGGGCGGCGGCGGCGCGGGGCUCUCUCCUCGUGUUAGGCGUUGAGCCCCCGCUGCCGCCGCGACCGCCACCGGUGCCGCCUUUGCCGUUGCCUCUGCUGCCUCUGCCCCCGCGGUCGCCCCUGCCCGGCCCGGCCCGGCGUCGGGGUGAUCCCUGCAGGCAUGUAGAAGUUCCUGAGCCAUGGAUCAGAUCUGUGCCACAGCAGUGACAUAAGCUGCCGCAGUGACAACACCGGAUCCUUGACCCACUGCGCCACCAGAGAACGCCUCAAAUGUCUCUUUUUAUAGGCGCCCGCUGGUGUCCCUGGAGCAUGGGAGGCUGCUGAGCUUGGCCGGUGGUGUCUGGCAGGAGCUGCGUGUCUCACCCCGUGGCAGGGAGGGCGUCCAUGGCUGCAGCCAACAAGGGCAACAAGCCCAGAGUCCGGAGUAUCCGCUUUGCAGCAGGCCAUGAUGCAGAAGGCUCCCAGAGCCACGUCCACUUUGAUGAGAAGCUGCAUGACUCCGUGGUCAUGGUCAGCCAGGAGAGUGAGAGCAGCUUUCUGGUCAAGGUUGGCUUCCUGAAGAUCCUGCACAGGUAUGAGAUUACCUUCACUCUGCCCCCAGUGCACAGGCUGAGCAAGGAUGUCCGAGAGGCACCUGUCCCCAGCCUGCACCUCAAGCUCCUCAGCGUCAUGCCCAUCCCAGAAGGUUACAGCGUCAAGUGUGAGUACUCGGCGCACAAGGAGGGCGUCCUCAAGGAGGAGAUGCUGCUGGCCUGUGAAGGUGGCACCGGCACCUGCGUGCGGGUCGUGGUACAGGCACGCGUCAUGGACCGACACCACGGCACACCCAUGCUGCUAGAUGGUGUCAAGUGCGUGGGUGCUGAGCUUGAAUACGACUCGGAGCACAGUGAUUGGCACGGCUUCGACUGAGGCCCGCGCCCCCGCCUGCCUUGGGGCCCCUCAGCCUUAAACCCCACCUCCUCUCUCCGAAUGCUGCGUGAUGGUGUAGCUUCCGCACCCCUCCCUGGGGUGGGCGUGGAGGUGGAGGGUCCAAGGGCCUCCAAGCCAGAGCCCUGCCCACACCUCUCACCUCACAUGUGUGCCACCUCCCUGCCUCCCCAGCGUCCUCCUCUCCCACUUCCUCCUCUCGGCGUGCCUCAGUCUCCUGCCGGAAGAAAUGGGUUGAGCCCCCAGGGAGGCUAUCUGAGGAGGGAUGGGGGAGAGCCUGGGGCUGGUUUUACCAACCAUCCUCCCCAAGCCAUAGGGGCUCCUGCCAGGGCCUGGGAGAGGAGGGAGCUGGCUCUGUGGCAUAGCUGCCCCCAGUAUUGCUGCUGCUGUCUCGCUUUGGCCACCUCUCCUGUCCCCUCCCUCUUUUCCACUGCUGUCCAUGGUGAGUAGGAGGGAGGUGCGGUCCCCAGCCCCUACUCCCCAGGUCUGUGUUACUUGGUUUUUAAAUGACUGGUUGGGCUAAAACCCUAAAGAAAUAAAACUUCCAUUGGACACCA
This is a messenger RNA of Phacochoerus africanus (Common warthog), 1499 nucleotides long. It is a transcript of the gene ADISSP, whose product is annotated as adipose secreted signaling protein. NCBI's taxonomy places the organism in Eukaryota, Metazoa, Chordata, Mammalia, Artiodactyla, Suidae. The transcript is spliced from 7 exons. The record is from RefSeq and is a predicted model, not a curated record. Bases 400 to 924 code for a protein of 174 amino acids.